Capsicum annuum is the source of this 723-nucleotide messenger RNA. RefSeq lists its product as uncharacterized. The transcript has 3 exons. Lineage: Eukaryota; Viridiplantae; Streptophyta; Magnoliopsida; Solanales; Solanaceae. The coding region runs from base 1 to 723 and encodes 240 amino acids. The record is from RefSeq and is a predicted model, not a curated record.
AUGAAAUGCAAGUUUAGUGACUUGAGACAUGAGAACGAGGUGGUGGCGAAGUUGGACUCCCUAGAUAUUUGUAAGAGGGAUAGUUUUAAGUAUCUUGGGUCUGUGAUUCAGAGGAAUGGUGAGAUUGAUGAGGAUGUUUCUAGAUGCAAGGAAUGCAAGGAGAAACAGAUGAGACAAUUAAUAAACAAGGUGUUUUAUCGUUUCCAAAAUGAAACAGGAAAAGCUAAUCUCAAGUUUACAGACCUUUACAUUGCUAUUGUACUUAUCUACAAAUGGCGUGGAAAGAUGAAAUUCUUUUUAAAACGAUUAAAGUUGGCAUAUGUUCUUGAAGAAUCUUGCCCUAAUACUCCUGGUUCUGAGGUAGCAUCUGACGAGGCUACUUUGAUUAAAGAACAAAUUGUCAAAUGGCAACAUGAGGAUUAUUUGUGCAAGAAUUAUAUUCUUAGAGGAAUGUCUAACAAAUAUUAUGAUCAAUAUUAUGUUAAAUGCAAAUAUGCUAAAGAGAUAUGGGACACUCUUCAAGCUAUUUAUUUAGCCGAAGAGGCGAGUUCUAAGAAAUUUCUUGUUUCAAAUUAUAUGGAGUUCAAAAUGGUUGAUGACAAGUCAAUCACUGAACAAGUACAAGAAUUCCAACUUAUAGCUAAUAAAAUUGCUAUAUCUGGUAUUGCUCUUGAUGAAAACUUUCAUGUUGGUGCUAUUGUAUCAAAACUUCCUCCAUCUUGA